AGGUGGAAGAUGAGGAGGAAGCUGAGGACAGCUCGUCGAUCAUGGACCUCGUCGCCAAGAUGGAGGACUUGUGGGGGAAGAUGGGAAGGUACCAGCAAGAGCUGCAGGAUAUCUGUGGGGAGGUGAAAGAGUGGGAAGGUAGUCUCCCCAAGGUUUAUUUGCUGGAUACUGACCCCGAGGCAAGGCCAGAACGCCAGAGCUACCCCAAUGUAGCUUCGGUGGGGUCGGGCGCACGGCCAGGGGGAUUGAUAAGGCCUCCUAUGGCACACAGGAGGGUGGUGCCCGCAGCCCGAACGAGGAGUCAAGAGAAAGCUGGCCCAAGUCAGGAACCUCCACAAAAGGAGCCAGAACAAGAAAGGAGGAAAGAGGCUGUGGAGGUGGAGGAUGACAGUGAGGAUGAGGAGCAGGACGAGAGGCUCCACCGUGAGGAGGAUGAGAGGGCGGGGCAACGGGCCAAGAAGAGAGGGGUCAAAGAGGACCCUGAGCCAGCCUUGCGCGAUACGGCGCGGAAGAAAAAGAAGUACGCGGUUCGAUUGGAAGAAGGUUUUGAUGUUGAAAGUGUGAUCGACCGUCUGCUGGAGGGCCACAAUGAUUUGUUGACCCUAAAAGAAAUUUUAGCCUCUACACCCCGGCUCCGUGACAGUCUGAAGGGGAGAUUAUCGAGGAGAUUGAUACCCAACGUAUUUCUGGGUACUAUAUUGCCAAAGGAGAUGGAAUGGGCGGAGCCAGGCACAAAAAUAGACUGGAAGUGUGUAGCCUGUGGAAGGAUACCACUGGUAGUGAAAGGCACCAAGGCCUCCGCGAUGGUAGAUACAGGCGCGGAGAUGAACAUUAUUCGUGAGGAAGAUGCCAUUAGAUUUGGUCUGGAUAUAGACCGAUCUGAUUGCGGCAUCUUACAUGGUGCCAAUUGCAAGGCAACGUUUUGCGGCACAGUUUCGAACGUGUUGUUAGAAAUUGGGAAGGUAAAGGCCAGGGCGUGCUUUUUCGUUAUGGCCGAUGUGGAUCAUGGCCUUCUCCUAGGGAGGUCUUUCUUAAGCCGGACAGAGACCCUGAUGUUUAACAAACAUGAUGGUACUCUGAUCCUGCUGAUGUGCGAUCCAUCCUGUGGUAAUUACGAGGUGAUUACCUGCAUUAACACGGGGCCAUGCAGCAUAAGAAACAGACUCAGUCCCAGUUCCUUCACAGUUAAGGAAAUGGAAGAGGAGCGGCGAAGGAUCCACAUGGAGGUGGAAGCAGAAGAGAAAGGAGAGGCGUUCGCUCUCAGUUUGGCGGACGUGGAUAAGGCGAUGGAUUUGGUGGCAACCCACGAAAUGACGGAUCCUGAUGCCAUCCAAGCUCUGAGAGAGCAAGUUUUGGAAUGUCCCCAGCAGGGUGAGGCAGAGGAGACGACGCCCCCAGUCGAUGGCUUUUUGGAGGAAGAGGAAGAUGUAAGACUCCACAUCAAUGAGUGGUCUUUGCGCCUGCCUAGUUGCAUUUGCUAUCCCAUUUGGAUGACGCCAAAGGGGUAUGAGCGGAAGGCGGAGUUGGUACUCAAGCCCUUUGAGGAAGAAGAUUCGUGGGGUGGUAAAGAUGUUGGGUGGAUGAUGAAGUUGGCGCUGGCCGGAACUCACAGCAUGGUGGACGAUCUUCAUACAAUAGAGGAGGGACCAUACAAGGUAGAACGACACGAGGAGUUGAUGGGAGGAAUGUACCUCCUUGUUAACACUCUGCUACGAGGGAACUGGGAUCAGGUGAACCCGAUCGACCAAGGGGAGCUGUCAGAAAGCUACGACGAUGAGUUUGAGGAAGGGAAGAUAAAGGAGGCUUUCCGUGCAGAGGAGUAUGAUGGGAUCUACCUAGAGCUAGGGCUCCUUCUAUCUUGUGAGGUGAGAAACAGAGACGCCAGCGAACGUGCGCAAAGGAUGAGACAUCUCUACUUGGUGAGAGACGGCCAUCUUUUUGCGAAAAGACAAGUGGGGAAUCCUAGGAGGCUCGUAUGCGGCAGGAAUCGGCAGAUAGAUAUUAUAGCUGCGCUUCAUGAUGGCAUAGCAGGUGGGCAUCGAGGGGUUAGGGCCACCUAUGCAAAGAUAAGCGAGCUAUACUACUGGGAUGGGAUGAUGAAGAUGAUUAGCCAAUUCUACCGCUCAUGCGUACCCUGCCAGGAAAGGUCAUCUCAACGACCGGGAGAGCCUCUACACCCUAGGUUGAAGAGGGAAGUAGGUGCAGUGGUCCACCUCGACUUAUUGUUUAUGCCAACUGGGGAGCAAGGCCAUAACUAUAUCUUCGAUGCGCGAGAUAACCUGUCCGGGUUUGUUGAUGGAYRGGCUAUUCGCAAYAARACUGGACCAGUCUUGGUAAGUUGCAUCGAGGAAUACUACCUACGCUACCCUUUUGUCAAAGAGUUUGUGAUGGAUAGAGRGUCGGAAUUUACCUGCCAAGAGGUGCAGGAUUUGCWGGCAAGGUAUGSGGUUGUGGCCAACUACACUACGGCCGCACACCCCCAGGCUAAUGCGCCAGUUGAAAGAGGCCAUAGCACCAUCACGAACCUUUUGGCUAAGUGGACAGAGGGCAGGCCCAAUCAAUGGCCAAAGUACUUGAGAGCGGCGUUCUUUGUCGAGAACAUUACAGUAAAAAGGACCACGAAGUAUGCGCCAGCUACAUUGUGGUAUGGGAGACACGCAACCUUUCCCAUUGAGAGCUUUCUGAAAACCUGGAGGCAUAAGGAUCUGGAAACCAAUCUGUCAUUUGAGGAGUUGCUUGACAUUCGGGCGCGGCAGAUUGGAGCCAUUGAGGAGAGGAUUCAGGAAGCAUCUAAUCAGAUGGAACAAAGCUGCAUGGAGGAUAAAGCUCGAUGGGACCAGAUGACGCGUGUAAGGAAGGUGCCGCUGCAAGUAGGGGACGUGGUGCUGCUGUAUGACUCAUCCUUGGAGAAGCAGUGGUCUAGAAAGUUGGAUAAGAGGGCUCACGUGUUGGCAGCAUUUCGGAGACCAGAGCCACCCCAGCCUGGAGUCGAGAGGGAGCCGCAGGGUGAGAGGCCGAGAGAUCCUGAGCCUGAAAGGCCUGUGACAUCUCGCGGAGGACRGAAGGCACUCGCUGGGCGAGAACAAGAGGUGGAGAUUGAGACAGAGGAGCAGGGAGCCUACCGAGAGUGUGGGAUAGGGCCAGUGGUGUUCCCUCAAGGAACUUCAGGGGAACAGGGAGCAUCACCACAGCACGAUCAGGAGGAGGCACCACCAUCUGGAGAGCCGCUACGAGAGUUAGAGGCACGCCUGGAUGUCUCACAAUGGAGAGCGCCACAGAUGAGAGGUGGGCAUGAYGAGGCCCAAGRGCAUGAGMCAGGGGAAGGGCCGAGCAUGGAGGGCAUGCGCACUGAGGGGGAAGUGAUAGAGGUUGAGGAGGACACUCCACCUCAGACGCCAGCCGUUGGAUUGAGAUUGGGGAGCGAGACACCGGAGGCUCCACAGCAAGGACAGUCGUCGCCAUUACCUCCAGAUAUGACGUCUCCACGAGAAGGGAGGACGGACACAGAGGGCGAGAGGGUAGAUCGGAGGAGCGAGGUGAUUGCCUUGAUUGAUAGACAGAGAGCGGGUUUUCAGACGGCCAGGGCAGUCAGCGAGUAUCUGGAUCGCAAGGUCCGCUUUCUAGCCAAAACCUCCUUUGAUCGUUACUUGUUGAUGGAGGCAUAUCUGGCUGGCAAGAAGUUAAAGGAGUCAAGCCAGGGGGUACGAUUGGAGACAGCUGAGGAGGAGAUCCGGGAGCUCAAGGCAUUAGUAGCCAAGCAGGCUGUCAUUAUCGAGGACCUGAGGCUGCGAUGUGAGGGGCGAGAGGCACCUGCCAGUACCAGGGAUCAGGCAGGGUGCAGUCAUCAUGAUGUCCAGGAUGAGCCAACACAGGGUCCACUUGGGAGGCCGACAGUGGAUGAGCCUUCCCAAGAGCCAGCCAUGGGGAGAGUUAUGUUAGAGCCAGAGGAAGCAAGAGCAAGGAGGGAGGCAGAGAGAGAGGCCUUCGAGUUUAGGACUCCUACUGAACUUGCCACUCAGCCUGAGAUCUCUUCUGAUCCAGUGUUGAGAUCCUCAGUACCUCAUGUAGGGGACAGGCCACGGGCUGCCAUUAGUACGCARACCUUGGGGUCAGAUGAUGGAUCGAUGAGCUUGCUCCUUGAGRCAGUCGACACUAUGGAGAGUGUGGRAGGCUUAUUCUCACCAGAACCGGGAGUGGAGGAGCCUCGAGAGGAUGGCUUGGAUGUCAUGAUGGGGGGCGACUUUGAGAGCAGGCCUCAGAGAUUGGAUACGCCUGAGUAUAGGCCAGACAGGAUUGAGGUUCAGUCAGAACCUAGUACUCAGGAGUUGGAGGCAGAGCCGGAGGGAUCAUUGGGGAGGCCGCAGAGCCAUGAGUUGAGCAGGGAGGCCAGUGAGACACCUUCGUCGCCAGGGUUGCAGAGAGGAAAGAACAGAUCCAGGAAGAGACGUGAUACCUCCUGUUUCUUCUGCCAAAAAGAGGGACAUAGAGCCUUGCACUGUCCUAAGUUCCUAAAGGACAAGGCUCAAGAGAAAGUUACAAAGAGGGAUGGACGGUUCUAUGAUAGGCAAGGCCGACUAGUGGAGAGAUCUGCAGAUGGGGGUAGAGCUCAGUUGUAUAGGCAGAAUCAGGAGGAGAUGAGUGAGUAGAGUCUGGUCUGCAUAUACAUUAAAUAGAGUGUAGCUUGUUGGAUUUGACUUCAGUCAUGUACAUAUUCAGUUUUGAUUGU
Molecule: messenger RNA, 4726 nt
Organism: Chara braunii
Lineage: Eukaryota; Viridiplantae; Streptophyta; Charophyceae; Charales; Characeae
Source: the annotation of a GenBank genome assembly